AUGUCUACAUAUGCACCUAUGCUAUACCCAAAAAUUUAUCGUAAGUUUGAGGCUUGUUUCACAUCCCUACUGUUAAUCUCUCAGCGGGUACGGUGUGGUGUGCCAGGUAGGGUCAAGUUCGGGAAUACUCACUCGCAUCAUAAGCCUCGGAUCCACAGCUUUUCAAAAUUGCUCAGAUUCCAAAGGAAGAGGAGAACCAGUCAUUUGGGCCAUGACACCUUCCACAUCCAUGACUGUACAUGUCGGGGGUACCACUUGAUGACUUGA
This is a messenger RNA of Penicillium crustosum, 267 nucleotides long. RefSeq lists its product as uncharacterized. NCBI's taxonomy places the organism in Eukaryota, Fungi, Ascomycota, Eurotiomycetes, Eurotiales, Aspergillaceae. The transcript is spliced from 3 exons. The coding region runs from base 1 to 267 and encodes 88 amino acids. The record is from RefSeq and is a predicted model, not a curated record.